Molecule: messenger RNA, 4281 nt
Organism: Rhea pennata
Lineage: Eukaryota; Metazoa; Chordata; Aves; Rheiformes; Rheidae
Gene: CTBP2
Product: C-terminal binding protein 2
Exons: 9
Coding region: 1-2964 (987 amino acids)
Biological process (GO): regulation of transcription by RNA polymerase II
Cellular component (GO): nucleus
Molecular function (GO): transcription corepressor activity; NAD binding; transcription coactivator activity
Source: RefSeq, a predicted model, not a curated record
AUGCCUGUUCCAAGCAAGCACACGAACAUUGGCCGCUCUCAGAGCUGGGAUGCUGCGGGGUGGUACGAAGGCAACUGGGAGAGCGAAAACGCGUUUGAAAGCCAAAGACCUUCGGGAAGGAGAAACUCUCUGACCUACGCUGGCGAAGGUGGUUGGUACGAGCAGCCGAACCACAGGCCAAAUGAUAUCAUCUUGCAAGGAGGUGCUGAGCUGAAGCAAGAGGCGUACCCGUACCAGGAUCCCGUUUUCAGCCAGGGUCCCGUACGGAAAGGUUCGGUUCCUGACUUCACCUACUACGAGAGGCAGGCUGCCAUGUCCGGGCGAAGCUCCUUGCCACCUCAGGAUUACUACAGUGACCCAGCCUUAGCUGCCCGGUCACCUAAAGAUCCCCGCUACUACAGAGACCAUGCGAUGAACAGACCGCUGCCGAGCUAUGGGAUGCCCGGUAGCAGGUUGUCCUGGGAUCAGGUGCAGGGACGGCCGCCCGCCGAAGCGGGUCGCGUGUACAGGGAUCCAAAAGUGAUCGCGGAAGGGCAAAGGAUGCGGAACAGGGAUCCUUCUCCGGCGAGGUACGGCGUUGAGCCCCCCGUGCCCAGGUACGCGGCGGAGGCGCCGGCCUUCCCGGGGAGGCCGCUCUUCAGCGAGACGCCGGAAAGACCCAUGGAGGCUGCGGCUGCCAGGCAGACGGCGCCGACGUGCCUGGUGGUUGAUCCGAGCUCCGCCGUCGCCCCCGACGGCAGCCUGGGUCCGGCUGCGGUGAGUCGCGGUUACGGGCCGGGCAGGGAAAGCGUCGGCGCUAAAGUUCCUUACGACGGCUACGAACCUGCCGCGACUCCUUCGCACGCGCAGCUGCCUCCCGCUUUCUCCGCGCAGGACGGCAAAAAGACUUUCGAUCCGGAGUUCCUCGCGCUUUUGCGCGCGGAAGGAGUGUCCGAAAGCACGUUCAGCGCUCUGCUGCAGCAAGGGUUUGACUCCCCCAACUUGCUAGCCAUGAUGGAGGAGAACGAUAUAAAGUCUGUGGCCCCGAAUCUCGGGCAAGCCAGAGUGCUUUCUCGCCUAGCCCAUAAUUUCAAAACCGAAAUGCAGCUCCAGAGGCUUGACAGGAAGAGCAGCGCCCUCCGUGCCAGGACCCGCUCGAACAGUUUUAGUCACCGAAGCGAGCUGCCGAGCGAGUACGGCGCGCACCUCGUCUCGGGCCCCCUCGUAGACGGUGCGGCCGUGCAGCAGCCUUUACAGCCCGUCUCUCCGAGGGUGGGAGAGAUAAAUCGUCGGCCGUCCAGUGCCCCGACGCAGCACCUCCUGGAAACUGCCGCCUACUCUGCGUCGGGGGUCGCUUCCCAGGGGCCUCAGUGUCUCCCUAACUCUGGAUACAGCGCUCCUCUCCCGUGCAACGUGCACCCUCGCCCGGGCUCCGGCUACUCCGCAAACCCGCACGCGAGUCCCAGGACGGCGUAUCCCACCACGUACACGGUGCCCAUGGAGCUGAUGAAGAGGGAGCGGACGGCGCCGGCGUCCCCGGCGCACAGCCCGCACGGCAGCCCGCAGCCGCUCCGCAAGCAGGGAGCGCCGGCCGAGCCCGCCCUGGCGCCCGCCGGCUUCCCCGCGCACCACUCCCCCUACCCCAAGCUCAGCCGGCGCACCGGGCCGCCCGUCAUCGUCUCCACCAUGGCAUCGCCUGAACCAAGUAUUCGCCCGCAGAUCAUGAAUGGCCCUAUGCACCCCCGUCCCCUGGUGGCCCUGCUAGACGGAAGGGACUGCACCGUCGAGAUGCCCAUUUUGAAAGAUUUGGCCACUGUUGCAUUCUGUGACGCACAAUCAACUCAGGAGAUUCACGAAAAGGUAUUAAAUGAAGCCGUUGGGGCAAUGAUGUACCACACCAUCACUCUGACUCGAGAAGAUCUAGAAAAGUUCAAGGCCUUACGGGUCAUUGUUCGGAUAGGCAGCGGCUACGACAACAUUGACAUCAAAGCUGCGGGGGAGCUUGGGAUCGCGGUCUGCAACAUCCCGUCGGCAGCCGUGGAGGAGACGGCGGAUUCCACCAUCUGCCACGUCCUCAACCUCUACAGACGAAACACUUGGCUCUACCAGGCGCUGCGGGAAGGGACCCGGGUGCAGAGCGUGGAGCAGAUACGGGAGGUGGCCUCAGGAGCAGCCCGGAUCCGAGGAGAAACCCUCGGCCUCAUUGGGUUCGGUCGCACGGCGCAGGCGGUGGCCGUCCGGGCCAAGGCGUUCGGCUUCAACGUGCUCUUCUACGACCCGUACCUGCAGGACGGGAUAGAGAGGUCCCUGGGGGUGCAGCGGGUCUACACGCUGCAGGACCUGCUCUACCAGAGCGACUGCGUCUCCUUGCACUGCAACCUUAACGAGCAUAACCACCACCUGAUCAACGACUUCACGAUCAAGCAGAUGAGGCAGGGCGCGUUCCUGGUGAACACGGCGCGCGGCGGGCUGGUGGACGAGAAGGCCUUAACGCAGGCGCUGAAGGAGGGGCGGAUACGAGGGGCGGCGCUGGACGUGCACGAGUCGGAGCCUUUCAGCUUUGCUCAAGGCCCGUUGAAAGACGCUCCUAAUUUAAUCUGUACGCCGCACACCGCUUGGUACAGCGAGCAGGCGUCGCUGGAGAUGCGAGAGGCUGCUGCUACGGAGAUACGGCGGGCCAUCACGGGUCGCAUCCCGGAGAGCCUGAGGAACUGCGUGAAUAAGGAAUUCUUUGUCACAACAGCGCCGUGGUCCGUACUAGACCAGCAAGCAAUCCAUCCGGAGCUCAAUGGUGCCGCGUACAGGUAUCCGCCUGGCAUGGUCAGCGUUGCCCCGGGAGGGAUACCAGCAGCGAUGGAGGGCAUCAUUCCCGGAGGCAUCCCCGUUACCCACAAUCUUCCAACAGUGGCACAUCCUUCGCAAGCUCCAUCACCUAACCAGCCCACAAAACACGGGGACAACAGGGAACAUCCCAACGAGCAAUAGCAGAUAAUUUAAAAUAAUUAAAAAAAAAAUCAUUCAAUAAACUUGGGACCAAGAGACAUUGGAAAAGAAGUUAUACAUGAACUUACUUAAAAAAUUUGAUACAAAAUUUGUAAUGUUGAUUUUGGACAGAUGCAUCAUUGAUGUUCCAGUGUUAACGACAAAGUGAUAGCAGUCACGACUGGGGAGAAGCCCUAAAGAAGUCAUCUGCUUGCUGAAGCGCUGAAAACUAGGAUGUGAUACAUUAAUGAUCAACUUCUGUUAUUGUGUGUUAAGUUUCCUUCAUCUGUACAUCAAUCAUAUAAAUAAAAAAAAAUAGAUUUUUCUCCCUUAAAUCCUUGGGAAGAACAGGGCAUCUGCACCUGUUUUCAAAUAAUUGCAUUAAGCAAUCCUUACAGAGUUAACUUAGAAAUUUAAGAGGAAACCAUUAUGUGGCUUCAGCCCUUUCCUUACUCUUGUAUCUGGUUACCUCUUCUAAUGAGGGGCAUCAAUACUGGCUUAGAUUUUUUUUUUUUUUUUUUUUUUUUUGCAGUCUUACAGGGCCAGUGACAUGUAACAGAAGUUCCCCUGAUCAGUUUAAGGUAUAAAACUAUUGCAGCCAGGAACAGAGCAGAGAGGACAGAAAAGGCUCCUGGCAUCAGCCACUGCCCUCCCAAACUAGUAAGAAACAAACUGCCAGUCUCGCCUCUGCCCAAUACACUGAAUAAAAGUAGCUGUGCAUUCACUUAUGCCCUCCAAUGAUGCAAGGAAAAAAAAAAAAAAGUAUUAAGUUGUUUCACACACUAUUUGUACUCAGAUAUAUUUUCUCAGUUUUAAAUCUGCAGCUAUUUUAUCAAGUGGAAAAAGUCUUGAGCUGGAAAGGGUUCAAGAAUAAUGUUGCAUUUCCUUAUGUCUCAGGAAACACUUUUUAUGGUAACUUGUCAGACUGUCUAUGAACAAAACCCACUUUUUUAGACAUUGAUAAAGUCUUCUUUUCUUCACGUGAUAUUUUAUACAAGAACACUUCAAAAUGUGUUAUUAGAUGUGACUGAUUUUAACAAAUCCUAUUAGAUUUGUAUCAACUAGUUACAUGUUAUAUUCAUAGUCUUUUGUGAAUCAUCGCCUUUUUGUUUUUAAAAAGAUGGCCUAUUUUGAGCCUUUAUAUGGGUACAUUCCUGUUUCUGUGACAAAAAAAUUAAGCUGUCCCAAACAGAAAAAAACCAAUGGCUAUCAGAAGUAUGUUUUGUUUUAGUGUGUUACCGUUAUUGUAUUUGUUUAUUGUAAAGGUGGACAUUUAGCGUUCAGUGCAGUUUUCAAUAAAAAAUGAUAAAAUUUCUAUAA